Rattus norvegicus (Norway rat) is the source of this 3993-nucleotide messenger RNA. It is a transcript of the gene Engase, whose product is annotated as endo-beta-N-acetylglucosaminidase. Gene Ontology annotation, molecular function: mannosyl-glycoprotein endo-beta-N-acetylglucosaminidase activity. Gene Ontology annotation, cellular component: cytoplasm; cytosol. The record is from RefSeq and is a predicted model, not a curated record. Lineage: Eukaryota; Metazoa; Chordata; Mammalia; Rodentia; Muridae.
GCAGAACCAGGUCAACAGCCGGAACUCGGUGUGAGCCAACCGCGGCGCUGCACACUCUGCAUUGGCUGAGAGCUGAGGCAGGGGCAGGCCCAGGCUUGCGAUUGGCUGUUGCAGCAGGGUGUCUGGAGGGCUUAGCGGUCGGCGGGCCCUACCAUAGUCAUGGAGACCUCGUCGGUGCUCACCCGGGGGGCUUCACGGCAGCGGGGCUCCACGGCCCCGGAGAAGCAGGCGCAGGACCAGCCAGAGCGGAGGCGGAGGAGGCAGGGGCGGAGGAUCAACAAGGAUCAAGAGGAGGAAGCUGUCUUCAGAGAUGUGGUCAAUUUUGCUCCGGAUCCUUUACCAGCUAGAUAUUAUGACAAGGAUACUACCAGACCUAUCAGCUUUUACCUAUCAACGCUGGAGGAGCUCCUGGCCUGGACCCCCCUCAUGGAAGAUGGCUUCAAUGUAGCCCUGGAACCCCUGGAGUGUCGCCAGCCCCCACUGAGCAGCCCCAGGCCCCGGACCCUGCUGUGCCAUGACAUGAUGGGCGGGUACCUGGAGGACAGGUUCAUCCAGGGCUCAGAGGUGCAGAAUCCUUACUCCUUCUACCACUGGCAGUACAUCGACAUCUUUGUGUACUUCAGCCAUCACACGGUCACCAUCCCACCAGUGUGCUGGACCAACGCCGCCCACAGGCACGGGGUGUGUGUGCUGGGGACCUUUAUCACAGAGUGGCAAGAGGGAGGCAAACUCUGUGAAGCCUUCCUGGCCGGGGAUGAGCGCUCCUUCCAGGCAGUGGCCGAUCGGCUGGUCCAGAUUGCUCAGUUUUUCCGUUUUGACGGCUGGCUCAUCAACAUUGAGAACUCCCUGAGCCCAGCUGCCGUGAGGAACACACCUCUGUUUCUCCAGUACCUGACCAGACAGCUCCAUCAGCAGGUCCCCGGAGGUCUGGUGCUGUGGUAUGACAGUGUGGUACAGAGCGGACAGCUCAAGUGGCAGGAUGAACUGAACGAACAGAACAGGGUCUUCUUCGACUCCUGUGAUGGCUUCUUUACCAACUAUAACUGGCGGGAGGACCACCUGAAGAGGAUGGUGGCGCAGGCCGGGGAGCGCCUGGCUGACGUGUACGUGGGCAUAGAUGUGUUUGCUCGGAGCAAUGUGGUCGGAGGCCGUUUUGAUACUGACAAGUCACUGGAGCUGAUCCGUAAGCAUGGCUUCUCAGCGGCCCUGUUUGCUCCGGGGUGGGUGUAUGAGUGUCUGGAGAAGAACGACUUCUUUCAGAACCAGGACAAGUUCUGGAGACUGCUGGAGCGCUUCCUGCCCACACACAGUAUCUGUUCCCUCCCCUUUGUCACUUCUUUCUGCCUGGGCCUGGGUACUCGAAGAGUCUGCUAUGGCAAGGAGCAGGCAGUGGGGCCCUGGUACCACCCUAGUGCCCAGGAGACACAGCCCCUCUUUGGUGAACAUAAGCUGGCUGGUGGCAAUCGGGGCUGGGUGAAGACACACUGCUGCCUGGUUGACGCCUGGCACGGGGGCAGCUCUCUGCUGCUCCGGGGCCUGAUCCCGCCUGAGGUUGACAGUGUAGCUGUGAGGCUGUUCUCUAUGCACGUCCCAGUGCCUCCCAAGGUUUUCCUGUCCAUGGUGUACAAGUUUGAAGGCUCAACGGAUGUCCAGGUGGCUUUGGAGCUCACGACAGGGGAUGCCAGCAGCUGCCAUGUGGGCGGUGUGUUGGUGUUAAAUGCAGAAACUGGCACACGGUACAGCCCCAGACCCCUCCGGGUACCCCCAACCAGGUUGGCCAGAUGGGCCAGCAGUUGUGGCCAGCAGCUCAGUGGGGGCUGGAUUCAACGCUGCUAUGAGGUAAACCUUCGUGGGUGCCUGCUCCAGGACCUCUUGGUGAGCUUCUCACGGCCACCAGGCAGCCGGGAGGAGGAGAGCUUCAUCUGUCGUCUUGGAGAGAUCCAGGUGGUUGAUGCCAACAGCCUUCUGGCCCCUUUGCCCCGGGUGCAGAAUGUCACCAUUUCACAGCUACGCUGGCUUCCUCUGAUCUCUGGGUCUGAGGGCCUCCCUACCCGGCUCCUCCUCAGCUGUACCCUGCACUGGUCCUACCUGCUGCCCCGAGCCCGCUGCUUCCGGAUUCACUGCUGGGAACGGACAGGAAGCAGCUCUGCAACAGAGGAAUCCCCAGGGACAGAGAAGCCCGAGUUCCUGGGCCUGGCUUUUGCCAACCAGUACCGCGUGGUGGACUUGGCAGUGGAGGCUGCUAGAUUUGGGCAGGACGGUCGUGUGGAGUUCCUGGUGGAGCCUGUCCCCAGGGAGGGUUUCCUAGUGCCUCAGGCUGAGUGGGGAAGGGCAGUACUGCUCUACUCGGCCCCUCAGUGAGCCCACUCCAGAGCACAGAACCUCCUUGCUCAAGGCUUGAGGUCUCUCCUUGGCCAGCUUCCCAAGCUUGAGUGGAUGGCUGAGGAUAGCUGGAUCCCCAGGAGACAAGGUCUCCAGGUUCUGGCUGUGAUCUCAGGAAGCUCUGGCCCAUGGGUACUAGGUGAGUCACCUAGCACCCACAUCCUCCUGUAAUGCUCUCCGUGGGAUGUGGUUCUCAAGGAAGAAGGAGAGAGUUUGAGGUUCCUUCCAGAAAAUUCUAUAAAGACUGUUUCUCCUAGGCUGAAAAGAUGCUUCUGUUGAGAACGGCGGCCAUUAAUCCCCAUAGCUUUGACAAUCAGAGGCAAACUGCACUGGUGGCAGUAAGGCUUCUUGAAGACUGAAGCAACAGUCAGGGUAGGAGUGGGAGUCAGGGGUGCUCACAGGGUAGCUGGAGUGGUGCUCCCCAGGACCAGGAGCACCAUCAGGUGGCUACUGGCACCACACCCCCACCUGUACAAGAUGGGCCAGUCACAUUUCGGACUGUCUGGAUGGUGGCUCUGGCAGCUGACUGUCCCAGGGAACCCCACGUCCCUCACCUGUGCAGUAUAGGCCGUUGGCUAUGUGAAGGCACAGAGGGUGCCAGCAUCUUUUUAUGUCAUCCAAGAGGCAGGGCUUGAGCCCUGCCUCCCUGCAAGCGGUGGCAUCCUUAGCUUUACCAAAGCCCUGUAGAUGACACUAGGCUGCACCGGAACUUCCUGCUGCGCGUCUGUGUCUCGGGUGAUGCCACCAGCACUUUCCUGCUGCUUCUCCUAGUGUUCAGGACCUCUCACAUCUUUUCUGUGUUAAGAAUGUGACCCGCUUUUUGUCUGUGGUCUGACCUGUGGCCCUCAUGCUGUAGUAUGGGGAGAGGCCACAAGAUGGCAGAGUGGCCUUUGCCAUCUUCUGAGGUAUAGGGGUUGGAUGGGUGGGGCUUCCUCAGAUUCCUGAGUGUGAGGCAAGGGAGAGCAGCUCCAGCCUGUAUGGGCUGAGCGCUCCUCCCCCCACCCACCAUCUUCCCUGCUUCCCUGGGCACCCUGUUCUUCCGGAGUGAAGUGUAAGGGUGAGACUGGGAACAUUCUGCCCUGUUUCUCAUGUGGUCCUACCAGGGCCUCUGGUAAAGCCUAGGCUACUCCUGUACCCCAGCUCUGGGAUGGGGGAGAGGCCCUGGGGCCGUGCUGGCCUUCCUCUGGCUUGUCGUCCAGAAUCUGCCCCACCCCACCCCGGGGGCCUUGGCUCUCCCACUCCCAGCCAGGGUUCUGUGUGGCUGGAGUGGAGUCAGUGGGGAGCAGGGCAGCGCUCCUGAAUGCUCUCCUUCCCCGUGGCACCGAGUCUGCUUUUAAAAGUGCUGGUUCCUUCAAAUAUUUUAUGCAGAGAAGGAGAGAAAAUUUAUAGUGGCAAUUAUUCCCUCACAGUCUGGCAAGCAAGCAAUUAGAAGUAAGGGGGCUUAGCAGAGCCACAGCGUGAGGCAGAGCAGCGCAACCUCACUUCCCAGGAGCAUGGUCCCCAGUCCCAGCAACGCUGGCUCCUGCGCAGGAAAAUUAAUCUGCCGGCAUUUAAGCCUCGGCCCCUCUGGUGGAUAUAAUCGCUCGGAAAUAAAUUAUCCAAUGUGAAAAA